Messenger RNA from Lethenteron reissneri (Far Eastern brook lamprey), 2133 nucleotides. It is a transcript of the gene ATP6V0C, whose product is annotated as ATPase H+ transporting V0 subunit c. The record is from RefSeq and is a predicted model, not a curated record. Gene Ontology annotation, biological process: proton transmembrane transport. Gene Ontology annotation, cellular component: proton-transporting V-type ATPase, V0 domain. Gene Ontology annotation, molecular function: proton-transporting ATPase activity, rotational mechanism. Lineage: Eukaryota; Metazoa; Chordata; Hyperoartia; Petromyzontiformes; Petromyzontidae.
AGAGCUGCCCCCCCCACACACAACCAGCACCACCCACCUCAAGUCGGACUAAAGCGAGGCUCGUGGGGCGGCUCGACUAUCAAAGCUCUCACUCGCUCACACACGCCACAUACCACACGCCACACCGUCAACCUCGACGCAGAAACAACAAGGACAAGCAAGAUGUCGUCCUCACCAGAAUACUCGCCGUUCUUCGGCGUCAUGGGCGCCUCCGCCGCCAUGGUGUUCAGCGCGCUGGGCGCUGCGUACGGCACGGCCAAGAGCGGCACGGGCAUCGCCGCCAUGUCGGUGAUGCGGCCGGAGCUCAUUAUGAAGUCCAUCAUCCCCGUCGUCAUGGCGGGUAUCAUCGCCAUCUACGGGCUCGUGGUGGCCGUGCUCAUUGCCAACGGCCUCACAGAAAACAUCAGCCUCUUCAAGAGCUUCAUGCACCUGGGCGCGGGGUUGAGCGUGGGGCUGAGCGGGCUGGCGGCCGGCUUCGCCAUCGGCAUCGUUGGCGACGCGGGUGUGCGUGGCACGGCCCAGCAGCCGCGACUCUUUGUCGGCAUGAUCCUCAUCCUCAUUUUUGCCGAAGUGCUGGGUCUCUACGGUCUCAUCGUGGCCCUCAUCCUUUCCACAAAGUAAAAACGCAGCUCGCCCGAGCGCGCAACGCUGCACCCCUUGCGGGGGGGUGGGAUUCGGUUAACGGGAACGUAUUGGCACCGGGGGGGUUGGGGGGGGGUGAAGUAAAGGAAGGGGAGAUGGUGCGGAAGGAGCGGGGAGAGGCUGUGUGCUUGUGUCGUUAAAGAUAAUUACACAUUAAAGGGGGCGGUGCUUCAUUUUGCAUGUCUCCCGGCGCAGCUCUCGAGGUGUGCAGCGAGAAACGGCUUCGUUGUCUUUUUUUUCUUUUUAAAGGUCACGUAUUGACAAACAUCCCCCUUUGUCCCCACGGUACCACUCGGUGCGUCCCGUUAAACCCCCAAGCCCUGCCGCUGAAGCUGCCGCCAUGUUACUAUAUACACGUGUUGUACAGAGAUUCCACCCAUAGCGAUACAUCUAAAUUGCGGCGAUUUGUAGGAUCACGACUUUGAGGUAACAUCAGUAUGCUCUUUGCCACUUCUGAAACACGUGAUCUGUGUGUGAGGUUGGUCCGUUUUCAUGGACAUUUGUUCUGUUCCGAGAUGUGAGCGUCGUCCAGCUUUGGUGAGGUCUUGGAACGGUGCUGCGCGUUGGAAUGAUUUUAAGAAAUCUUCACCCGAUUUACCGUAAACUUUGUGCAACACUUUCGGUGGGUUGUUUUGUAAUUACGUGGAAAUAAUGACCGUUAUGUUGCUUAUUUCUUCAUGUACUUUUAAGGUUGUAAAAGAAAAAUGAAAGUAAUAUUUAAAUUGAUUGUGGUAACAUGUUAAGAUUCUGUACAAAAAAGAAACGAAUAUAUAACGAAAAAAGGAUCGCUAUGAUUUUGCUGCCGUUUUUUGUGUGUUUGGCCAAUUCUCCCCACAUCUCCUUUGCGCACCGUUCAUGUUUAUCCCCUUUAUGCCACCACUGACGGGUGUUAAGUGAAGUACAGAAUAACUUAAGCCAUCAAUGUUACCUAUCUUGCCAAUCAAUUAAUUCAAUGUGCUCAGCGACUUUCAAAAUGUCAUAUAUAAAAUCUAUUAAAUCCGAGGAGCAAGAUGUAUCUUUGUAGGCAAUGCAUUUUCAGCAUUUACACCUAAAGCUCUGAGCAGGAGAGGGCUUGCAUCUGACACAACCACUUUUUCUCUUCUUGGUGGUUAUAAAAACAAUGCACGUUGUCGUAAACUUACACAAGCAUCCCACAAUGCAUCACCAAACCUCCCUCGCACCCACCCAGCACCCCUCCUUUGAAUUAAUCGAUUGGCGCAAUUGCCUCUUCUGUGCAUAUGUCUGCUCCCUACGUUGUUCCGUGCUCCCGUAGGUUUGAGUGUUAAGUGGGUGACGCAUAGUGUCAUUAGCGGAGUUUUGGUCUGUGACGCUUGUUGCUGUGAUAGGCUGUGUGUGUGUAAAAGCUGCAAACUCCACCCCUUGCUCCCUCAUGCGUUUGUAGGUUGCUUUGUGAAAUGCUGUUUUAGUGCAGUAUUGUUAUCAAUAUGAUGUUUAAAUUCCACCAUUGACCAAUAAAUGUAACUUAAAUUA